This is a messenger RNA of Sinocyclocheilus rhinocerous, 2417 nucleotides long. RefSeq names its product nuclear receptor subfamily 2, group F, member 1a (gene nr2f1a). The coding region runs from base 1039 to 2214 and encodes 391 amino acids. The transcript is spliced from 3 exons. Gene Ontology annotation, biological process: regulation of DNA-templated transcription. NCBI's taxonomy places the organism in Eukaryota, Metazoa, Chordata, Actinopteri, Cypriniformes, Cyprinidae. The record is from RefSeq and is a predicted model, not a curated record. Gene Ontology annotation, molecular function: sequence-specific DNA binding; zinc ion binding; DNA-binding transcription factor activity.
UUCUUCCUCUUUUUGUGACAAUAGACGGUCCAUUCUAAUCGUGUUUCAAAGUAAAUAGCAGCGCAGGGGCGAGCGCAAUGUAAAUUGUGCUUGUCAGAGCCCUCAGUCGUAGGUAGCGAGGAGCGAGGACUCUAACCAAUGGAGUGAAGGAGGCUUGGCUAACCUUAGCCUCCCAUUUUCUCUCUCCCCCCUCGAUGCAGGGUUCUGACCAGUCAGUCGCCUUUGAUUAUCAGUUGCCAGCAGCCCCUCUCUUGGCUCCUUGACACGAGCACCAUAUAAGGCGCAGCGAUCUCCAUAGAAACGUGUCAGUUUCAAUAGUAGUGUCAAAGUUCACUAUAUACAGACAUUCGCGCAGAUCUCCGUUUCGGAAACAUUGCUCCGCUGGUACUCCCGUUAAAACGCAUUCUUUUUUGGGUCUCUGCUUCUUACAUAUUCCAUUAGUUUUUUUUUCUUUUUUUCUUUAUCCUUGCUCUGUUCCUACUGGAGAGGUGAAACUACAUAGGCACUCGGGCGACGUUGUUUUUUUCUUUCUUUUGCUGGACCAGAUGAGCUUUAUUCAUGAACAUAGAUAGAGAAAUCCGUUCUUCAGUGUUUCCUCCUCUCCAACCGCGAAGACGGAGAGAGGAGCAAGGAAGAAAAAAGAGGGGAAUUUAUUUUGCACAGCACUUUGGAUCUCCGGUCCACCAGAAAGCUAUUCAUUUUGCUUCAACGUGAAGAUUUUUUAUUGCGGUAUUUUUUAAGAAACCCGUUUUUUUUAUUACGUCUGGGAUCGCUUUCUCUCUACACGAUUGGGUUCCCGAAUGGCUGACUGCAAUUUACCUUGGAACUGGCCUCCCGACAAUUGCAUAUCCUGAUCGGGUGCCUUUCUAUCGACUCCGGUAUUUUGAAUGUAUUGAUCAUUUUCUGCUUCUACUUUUUUUCCUAUGAGAUUGAGUGCUCCGAUUUGAAUUCGCGCUGCCGUUCGUCCAAGACUUCCCUUUUCCCUGCUCCGAUAUCCGAGCGACCAGUUCGCUUGAAAGCACUUUUCGGGCCCGAGAUAUGGCAAUGGUAGUUAGCGUCUGGCGAGAUCCGCAGGAAGACGUGGCCGGAGGACCUCCGAGCGGCCCCAAUCCAGCAGCUCAGCCGGCGAGGGAGCAACAGCAGGCGGCGUCAGCAGCACCACACACUCCGCAGACCCCCAGUCAGCCAGGACCCCCGUCCACACCAGGGACGGCUGGCGACAAGGGCAGCCAGAAUUCUGGACAGAGUCAGCAGCAUAUAGAAUGUGUUGUUUGCGGGGACAAAUCGAGCGGCAAGCACUACGGUCAAUUCACCUGCGAAGGAUGCAAAAGUUUCUUCAAGAGGAGUGUCCGAAGGAACUUAACGUAUACAUGUCGUGCCAACAGGACCUGUCCUAUUGACCAGCACCAUCGUAAUCAGUGCCAAUAUUGUCGGCUGAAGAAAUGUUUAAAAGUGGGCAUGCGGCGGGAAGGUGAAUAUAAUAUAUUUUCUGAACACGUCACACUAUUGCUACACACAGGUUUAUUACUGCCCGAGCCUUAUCCUACGUCUCGCUAUGGCAGCCAGUGCAUGCAGCCCAAUAAUAUUAUGGGGAUCGAGAACAUCUGUGAGCUUGCAGCUCGCCUGCUCUUCAGUGCUGUGGAAUGGGCGAGGAACAUCCCUUUCUUUCCCGACCUGCAGAUCACUGACCAGGUGUCCCUGCUCAGACUGACAUGGAGCGAGUUAUUUGUGCUAAACGCGGCUCAAUGCUCCAUGCCCCUACAUGUGGCCCCACUGCUCGCCGCCGCCGGCCUGCACGCCUCGCCUCGGUCGGCGGACCGCGUCGUGGCCUUCAUGGAUCACAUUCGUAUCUUCCAGGAGCAGGUCGAGAAGCUCAAAGCACUGCACGUCGAUUCUGCAGAAUACAGCUGCAUUAAGGCAAUAGUGCUCUUCACAUCAGACGCUUGCGGCCUGUCAGAUGCUGCACACAUCGAGAGCCUGCAGGAGAAGUCUCAGUGCGCCCUGGAGGAGUACGUGAGGAGCCAGUACCCGAACCAGCCCAGUCGCUUUGGCAAGCUUUUACUGCGACUGCCUUCUCUCCGCACUGUCUCUUCGGCUGUAAUUGAACAGCUGUUCUUCGUUCGCUUGGUAGGUAAAACUCCCAUUGAAACCCUCAUCAGGGAUAUGUUAUUAUCCGGGAGCAGCUUCAACUGGCCCUACAUGUCCAUUCAGUGAUCCGAAUGAGCGAGUGAAACAAAAAGACUAAAGGACCAAAAUUCUGCAAGCCCUUUCAAGAAGACUAUAUAUAUAGGACCUAAUUCCUGACCACUUAAGAAGACACUUUUUUGUCUUCUGGGACCGAAAUGGAAUAUGUAAUGUACAAAGAUUAAAGAACUGGACGUACUCCCGUGUAAAUCCAUCGCCGUCAUCAAGAACAC